AUGUCCGCUGGUUCACCGCCACUUUCAUCCCUGCGAUCACCUCCUCCCCCCACCUCCGCGCUCACCGUCGUUGCCCACUCACCGUCCUUCCCCACUCACCGUCCUUCCCCACUCACCGUCGUUGCCCACUCACCGUCCUUCCCCACUCACCGUCCUUCCCCACUCACCGUCCUUCCCCACUCACCGUCGUUGCCCACUCACCGUCCUUCCCCACUCACCGUCCUUCCCCACUCACCGUCCUUCCCCACUCACCGUCCUUCCCCACUCACCGUCCUUCCCCACUCACCGUCCUUCCCCACUCACCGUCCUUCCCACUCACCGUCCUUCCCCACUCACCGUCGUUGCCCACUCACCGUCCUUCCCCACUCACCGUCCUUCCCCACUCACCGUCCUUCCCCACUCACCGUCCUUCCCCACUCACCGUCCUUCCCCACUCACCGUCCUUCCCCACUCACCGUCCUUCCCCACUCACCGUCCUUCCCCACUCACCGUCGUUGCCCACUCACCGUCCUUGCCCACUCACCGUCCUUCCCCACUCACCGUCCUUCCCCACUCACCGUCCUUCCCCACUCACCGUCCUUCCCCACUCACCGUCCUUCCCCACUCACCGUCCUUCCCCACUCACCGUCCUUCCCCACUCACCGUCCUUCCCCACUCACCGUCCUUCCCCACUCACCGUCCUUCCCCACUCACCGUCCUUCCCCACUCACCGUCCUUCCCCACUCACCGUCCUUCCCCACUCACCGUCCUUCCCCACUCACCGUCCUUCCCCACUCACCGUCCUUCCCCACUCACCGUCCUUCCCCACUCACCGUCCUUCCCCACUCACCGUCCUUCCCCACUCACCGUCCUUCCCCACUCACCGUCCUUCCCCACUCACCGUCGUUGCCCACUCACCGUCCUUCCCCACUCACCGUCGUUGCCCACUCACCGUCCUUGCCCACUCACCGUCCUUCCCCACUCACCGUCCUUCCCCACUCACCGUCGUUCCCCACUCACCGUCCUUCCCCACUCACCGUCCUUCCCCACUCACCGUCCUUCCCCACUCACCGUCCUUCCCCACUCACCGUCCUUCCCCACUCACCGUCCUUCCCCACUCACCGUCCUUCCCCACUCACCGUCCUUCCCCACUCACCGUCCUUCCCCACUCACCGUCCUUCCCCACUCACCGUCCUUGCCCACUCACCGUCCUUCCCCACUCACCGUCCUUCCCCACUCACCGUCGUUCCCCACUCACCGUCCUUCCCCACUCACCGUCCUUCCCCACUCACCGUCCUUCCCCACUCACCGUCCUUCCCCACUCACCGUCCUUCCCCACUCACCGUCCUUCCCCACUCACCGUCCUUCCCCACUCACCGUCCUUCCCCACUCACCGUCCUUCCCCACUCACCGUCCUUCCCCACUCACCGUCCUUCCCCACUCACCGUCCUUCCCCACUCACCGUCCUUCCCCACUCACCGUCCUUCCCCACUCACCGUCCUUCCCCACUCACCGUCCUUCCCCACUCACCGUCCUUCCCCACUCACCGUCCUUCCCCACUCACCGUCCUUCCCCACUCACCGUCCUUCCCCACUCACCGUCCUUCCCCACUCACCGUCCUUGACCACUCACCGUCCUUCCCCACUCACCGUCCUUCCCCACUCACCGUCCUUCCCCACUCACCGUCCUUCCCCACUCACCGUCCUUCCCCACUCACCGUCCUUCCCCACUCACCGUCCUUCCCCACUCACCGUCCUUCCCCACUCACCGUCCUUCCCCAGAAAGUCCCCCACGAAGACGCUGUCGAUGUUGCCGUGCUUUGCGCCCACCGUGAUGCGAAGGUUGUCCGCCUCUUGCCCCAGCCGAUACAGAUAA
This is a messenger RNA of Closterium sp. Naga37s-1, 1854 nucleotides long. NCBI's taxonomy places the organism in Eukaryota, Viridiplantae, Streptophyta, Zygnematophyceae, Desmidiales, Closteriaceae. The record is from the annotation of a GenBank genome assembly.